ACGUUUCCAGCUGUUGACUGACAGAUUAAUAACCUCAUUAAUUUAUAGAAAGCAAGAUAUUUUUGUUUGAUAAAAUGUAAAAUAAACUGUAACACGAUAAGCUUUAUAGAUGGUAUUGGUCCAUUAUUUGUUGAUAUCUAUUAUAAGUGUUUAAUUUGAAUCAACAAUCAUUUAUUUUAGCUAUAUCAGUAAAAUGAGAAGAUGAACAAUGACAUAUACUGAAAUGAAAUCAUUUAAGUUAAAAGCGCAUCAAAAAACCUUUAGCGAGGAAGACCUUAUUAUAAACCAGAAAGAUUACCCAGAAGCUAAAAAGAAUGAUAUUGUUGAAAUAUAUCACUCAGCACCAGAAGAUGACAAUCAAAAAAAUAAAAAGAGUGAAUCCGAAGAAGAGUAUCCAAGGCUCUUGUUGCAAAUUAAAACAUUUUCUGAUGAUCUUUUACAAGCUAGGGAAAUUAUAAGCAUUGAACAAAGUAUUGUCACUGCGUUUGGCUUACAAACGUAUAAAAAUGUGACCAUUAGGAUUGUGAAUCCUGCAGAUGUUGCAUUGGAUUCUGUAGAACUCACUUUCAAGGACCAAUAUAUGGGAAGAUCAGAAAUGUGGAGACUUAAAAAUAGUUUGGUUAAUACCUGUGUAUAUAUGAACAAAAAGCUGGAAUUUUGUGGGGCAGCAGUUAGGUGCCAAGUAUAUGAGAUGUGGGCUCAAGGGGAUAGAGUAGCUUGUGGGGUAAUAACAGAUGAUACGAAAAUAGUGUUUAGAUCAUCAACUUCAAUGGUUUAUUUAUUUUUGCAAAUGUCUUCUGAAAUGUGGGACUUUGAUAUACAUGGUGAUUUAUACUUUGAAAAGGCUGUUAAUGGAUUUUUGGCAGAUCUGUUUAUGAAAUGGAAGAAAAAUGGCAGCAACCAUGACGUGACUAUUGUUCUUUUUUCGAGGACUUUUUAUAAAGCUAAUAAUUUAGAAGAAUUUCCUUACCAUAUGAGGGAAUGUUUGCAAAAGGAUUACAAAGGGAGAUACUAUGAAGACUUUUAUAGAGUUGCAGUUCAAAAUGAAAGAUAUGAUGAUUGGAGUUCAGUGUUAGUGCAGCUGAGAAGAAUAUUCCAAAAUUACUUGAAAACUGUUCUAGAAUACCAUUCAAGACCUGGAGUUUCAAUACCUGCGGCGACAAACAGCACUGCUUCACAAGGAAAUUUUUUAGAAGUUUUAAACAUGUCUUUAAAUGUUUUUGAAAAAUAUUACUUGGAUCGUAGUUUUGAUAGAACCGGCCAACUAAGUGUUGUUAUCACGCCUGGUGUGGGUGUAUUUGAAGUGGAUAGAGAAUUGACGAAUAUUACGAAACAAAGGAUCAUAGAUAAUGGUGUCAAUAGCGAUUUGGUGUGUGUUGGGGAACAGCCUUUGCACGCAGUUCCACUUUUGAAAUUUCACAACAAAGACACAAAUCUCAAUGUUCCAGACGAUUAUUCAAUGCCACAUUGGAUAAACUUAUCGUUUUAUUCAACGAACAAGAAAAUCGCAUACUCAAACUUCAUUCCAAGGAUAAAGUUGCCACCGACUUUGGUCGAAGGGAGCACUAAAAAGAAGUCUCCCAAGCAGAAGUUGUUGCCGGAAGAUGAGUAUAUUCACAAUAACUUUUUCGAUUAUGAUGCCUACGAUGCGAAAGUUUUCCAGCUACCCUCAGCACAUCCCUCUGCAGAGAAUAGAAUACCAUCCCGAUACAAAAGAAGCUCGGGCAGUUUACUCGAUUCCCAAGAAUUUGGUAAAGGACAAAGGCGAAAGUUAUCUGACCCUGAUAUAAUGCAAAGAUCCAACUGUAAUGCAAGAUCGGAACCUAUCGCAAUUCCUCCUGGAGCAUGUUGCAGUCCUACAUUGUCAGCCAAUCCAGAAGAAAAAGACUUGUCUCCUCCAGUCAGAAUGGUCGUUGGUUCAGAAGGUUCGCCACCUCUUGAAUCCAGAGCGUUAAUUAAUCCAUUUGACCCUUCCCAUGUGACUAUAAAGCUUACUUCCAAUCGUCGAAGAUGGACGCAUAUAUUCCCAAAGGGUCCGACUGGCGUUCUGAUUCAACAGCAUCACUACCAAGCCGUACCAGCGGAAAGUAAUCAGGAAAAGGAAAAAUCUCAAGCGGCUUCUUCAUACAGUGCCUUAGCAGCUUUGCAAGAAUAUUGUAAAAAACGUCCAAAUGGUCAUAGUACAGGUCAAAGUAACUCUGGACCUCACAAACAUGCUCCAAAAAGCUCUGCUCUUCUUUGGGGAGCAACUGGAGAACAGGAAUGGACGCCAGCUUUGACCACAGUCAAUGACGUCCUGAUAGGGGUAGACUGGAAGUCAUUAACAAUACCUGCGUGUCUUCCAAUCACCACGGAUUAUUUUCCAGAUAGGAGGGCUUUAAAUCUAGACUAUGUGGUGUCCCUUUACAGUCUGUUGCCUGACAGUGUUAAUGCGGACUUCGUUCAGCAACGAUCAUCGUAUAAAAGGCCGUUGACUACAGUAGAGGUGUUUAAAGAGUUAAUCUCUCAACGCUUGUCGCAAGGAUUCCAACUAAUUCUAAUGGCUGACAAGAAUGUAAACUUGAACAAAAUGUGCGGACCUAAUCCCAAAUUAAGAACCAGCGUAGUAAGUAAAAGCCCUACGGAAAAUGAUGAAAGUUAUUUCUUGUCUAUAGGAAGGCUGUUUCACAAAAUUUCGCUCUCUGGAAAUACUAUUUCUGUAACAAGAUAUAGACCAAGGCAUCCCUACCCUGGUUUCAACUAUCAGUACAGAUACAGAUUCCAUGCUCCAUGGCACGAUACAUAUGAGGAGUCGUUCGCCACAUUUACUACAGAAAAGUUGGAACAUUAUAAUUGGAAUUACCUGGAUCAUUACGUGUGUACAGGUGGAGAUACUGAGUUUGUACUCGUUGAUGCCUUAAAAUAUUGGAGAUUUAGAGUUUAUCUGAUACCAUUCAAUAACCCAGCGACGAGGAAAAUAGUGGAAGGAUCUGAAUACUGUGAUAUUUACCAAACGCAAACGAAUUGCGAACAUCAACAAAUGGUUGAUGGUCUUAACAGAUUUAUAGAUACGGCUGUGAAUAAAAUAAGAAGAUCUACUAUAUCGAAGAAACCGAGGAUGUCACUGAAUAUAUCUAGCAUUCCUCCACUGGCCCAACCUAGGCGUAACAGUAUGAGCAAUUUUCAGACGAUCGGAUCGAGUUCACCGUUCAGGGAGCGGUUGGGCAGCAACAGGUUGACGGAUAGGCCUCGACCAAGGUCAGGAUCUAAAGUUGAAAGAAAUAGAGUAUCUCAAGGACCUCCAGAAAGCUCUGAGAUUAAAGAAGGAUUUGAGUUACCAUCAGAUGAAGGGACGCCGUUGCCUAUUACAAUGCUAAAAUCGAAUGCGACGUCUGCAGAAAUAAUUGAAAGUAUGAAAAAUCCGGCGAAUGGUUUAUUGUUUAUAAAUAUGCAACAAAACCUUCCGAACUUCACCUUCGUUUCUGCUGAGGCUGUGAGUUGGUUAAUGACGCACAUGGAAGAAGUUAACAACGUAGAAAAAGGAGUACAAAUCAUGGAGAUGCUGUAUAAAGAUCAGUUUAUACGACAUGCUUCUGGAGAUACCAGUAGAACAUUUGUUUAUGGAUUUUAUUUGUUUUACAUCAUAAGCAAUGAUAAAGAUGAAACAUUCCAGCUAUGUGGCGACAUCGAGAUUUUCGAGAACGAAUGGAUGGAAGUGAAAGUAAAACCUGCGCUAAAUUGGGGACUCGCAGCUCCUUCUUCUACUUUACAUGUUCCAAAUAGUUUUUCCGAUCGGGAACACGGUGUACCGCACUUUUUAUGCGACGACAUCGACGCCGAAUAUGCAGAACGUGAUUUAGAUGGACCACUCUACAAAAGAAUGAGAUUAGAGACUGAUGUAGCCGGUAAGAGUGACCGCGUAGAAUGGGGCCAUGCUCGAUAUCAAACGGUUUUUAAGCCAGACCAAGCUUACGAAUUAGUUGUCGAAUGGCUGACAUCUUCAGGUUCCAUAAUUUUUGAAUUGCUCUCUGGUUGUCAAAGGAAAGCCCAAUCUUGUGGAUUUCAACUAAUACCAAUACCUCAUGAUCCGCUAGCGUUACCUUAUUCAAAUAAGUCUGAUCCCCUUAGAGGACCAAUUUUUAUACCACUUGACAUUAGAUGUUUAGAAGAAAGAAGUUAUCCCUUAUUUAAAGAGUUUAGAGAAGAUACAUAUGCAGACAGAAUGUUUUUAUUCCAAGAAGCCAUCGUCCAACGUUUUGGUUUCAUACACUGUCAGGUAGAACAUUCCGACAAGGCAAGUAGUUCGAGGGAGCACCAGUACGUUCACGCAACAGGAACUAUUUUUGUACUCAUUUCAAGGCCAGUAUCUAAAGUGAGAAGUCGAAUCAAUUCGUCUGCAGGCCAUACGGGGAAGUAUUCUGUACAUGCCGAUGUUGUUCCUAGUCCCCACGAGGCCUACAUUACCAGGCAUGUCUCCGGAAAGAACAAGGACGAUUAUGAUAAUACUACAAAGAUGGGUUUUCUUUGGUCCUGGAAUCACAUGGUUAGUAAACGAUGGAGACCCAAUCAAGGCGUAGAUACUAACUGCCAGUUAAAACUUCUUAAGGACUUUAGAGAAUUUUGUAGUAAUUCCAAAAAUAGGUUGAGAAAUUUUUGGUAUGAGUGUUGGGAGAGCAAAGAAAUGAACAACUAUUCGUCAAUCAAAUCUUUAUCAAUAAAAAAAUAAAAAAUAUAUAUAUUUG
Messenger RNA from Diabrotica virgifera virgifera (western corn rootworm), 4721 nucleotides. RefSeq names its product GATOR complex protein Iml1 (gene Iml1). Bases 209 to 4705 code for a protein of 1498 amino acids. The transcript has 24 exons. Gene Ontology annotation, biological process: negative regulation of TORC1 signaling; cellular response to amino acid starvation; intracellular signal transduction. Gene Ontology annotation, cellular component: GATOR1 complex; lysosomal membrane. The record is from RefSeq and is a predicted model, not a curated record. Gene Ontology annotation, molecular function: GTPase activator activity. NCBI's taxonomy places the organism in Eukaryota, Metazoa, Arthropoda, Insecta, Coleoptera, Chrysomelidae.